GCCGGAAUGGCCAGAACGCUUUGUCAUGACUAAGCGCUCAUGUCAUGCGUCCAUGUCGGUCGUCGAUUCGGACGUCCUUAUCGUCAUCGUCCAGUACUUGGCGUCGCCCGAUGACGUCGUCUCGCUGCUACAGGCGGUGCCACGUACCAAACUCGUCGCGCCAUUGGUCGCGCUACAGACGCUCUUGACGACAUCCUCAGCCUGGGAGUCCAAGAACUGGCCGCAACUCUGUAUCGAAAUGAAGGACGACCGCUACAGGCCGCUUAUAUGCGCCGCAGCACCAGCCUUUCCCUCCAUUCGCAUCGGGGAUCUCCACAUGCUGGGCAGCAUGCUACCCGGCCCCAGCAACAGUCUAGACACUCAGCACGCAGCAAUCAUCGCGUUCGCCGCCGAGUGGGGCCACAAGAUCGAGUCCAUCGACGUGACAGAAUGGCUCGACGGUGGUUGCAUUGACGUGCUAACGCACGUCCUCCAUCUCUGCACGGGUCUCGCCUCGCUCACCAUCAACGUCGACACCGAGGAAAUCAACCCAAGCCAUUUCGCGGCUGUGGUCCACGCGGCGUCGCACGCUCGGCGCAUCGACGUCUGGACCAUGGAUGGAAGCCUGUCUCGUUGCGGCGACUGGCGGCCGAUCUUUGGGUCGUGGCUGGCGUCGGGUCAUGCGACGCACCUCGGACUUACUGACGCGUUUGCCGCCGAUGACGAUGAUGAUGACGACGACGACGACGACCUCGAGGAUUUCCAGGUCAAGAGAUUCAACGACCCAAAUGGAUUUGCGCGGGCAAUGACCGCUGCCACGUCGCUCACGAGCCUCAGGCUUGUGCGUUGUGACGUGCUUCUUCAAAGCCUCCUGGACACGGAUGCGUCAAUGCGCCACAUCACGGCGCUGCAUCUCGACACAAGUCGACGCGACGUGGUGGAGUGGCUUCUAUCGACAAAGAUCAACCUCUCGGGCCUCCGCGAGCUCGGCAUCGGAAGCGACGCCCAAGACGACUACUCGUUUGUGCUGGCGCUGCUACCACGCCUCGUGUCGCUCGAGAAGCUGUCGCUCGAGGGCUGUGCGCUGCGCAGUGUGCCCAAUGCUUUGCCCGAGUCGCCGCGUCAUUUGAAAGCAUUGGCACUCUCAUUGUGUGUCGCGAUGGAUGACAGUACUGUUUUUCGUCUUCUCGAUUGGGCUUCGCAGUCGCCGUGCCUCCAGUCCAUCACGCUCGAACGCUGCACUGCGGUGGGCCGUGACGCCACCCGCGUCGAGCGGCUCGUGCGCCAAUGGAUCGGCGCCAACGUCCGUGACGUCACGUUCGACUUGUGCGAAUUCAACGCUGCGACGGUCAAUGCGUUGGCCGCGGCACUCUACGGCACACGUCGGGCGCUUCCGUUUGAUCUUCGCCUCAAUUGUGACAAGCUACGUCUCACGUCGUUCGAAGUGCUGUUGGAGACACUCGCCACGUGCACGGGCGUCACGUUCUACGGACACGUGUCGAUUUACAUCAAGCAGCACAUUCGCAACCACCUUCGGUCGUUGGCAACGAUACUCGGUUUGCAUUACGUGGACAACGGCAUAUCUCAUUUUCGCCUCCGCAGUCGCGUCUAGUCUUCCAUCCCCGCGACUUGUACAAUUGCAUCUGGUAACUUCGUGGAUAUUACAUCGAACCUUUCAUCACGU
This is a messenger RNA of Saprolegnia diclina VS20, 1663 nucleotides long. RefSeq lists its product as hypothetical. The record is from RefSeq and is a predicted model, not a curated record. NCBI's taxonomy places the organism in Eukaryota, Oomycota, Saprolegniomycetes, Saprolegniales, Saprolegniaceae. The coding region runs from base 26 to 1591 and encodes 521 amino acids. The transcript has a single exon.